Molecule: messenger RNA, 1638 nt
Organism: Rubroshorea leprosula
Lineage: Eukaryota; Viridiplantae; Streptophyta; Magnoliopsida; Malvales; Dipterocarpaceae
Source: the annotation of a GenBank genome assembly
GGCAUUGCUUUCACUGUAGGUUUAUAGUCGAAGUCCCCUUACAAUUGAUGGCUGUGAACAUUUUUCCGUAGAGAUAGAUUUUCACAUGUCAAAAAAUAUGAGGUUGAAUUUAAUAAGGCUGCUCAAUCCUUGACUGAUUUUGCAAUUCCAAGUACCCAGAAGAAAGCUGCUUUGAAUCGAUUAGUGAAGGUAAUAAAUUUUUAUUUUUUUCUUGUCUAUAUGCAAUCUGUUGAGGUUUUUAUGCGUUCUUAUUUAUGACCGAAGUUGGAUGGACUAUCUUCUUAACAAGAUAAUGUUGCAUUGAUUGUGGUUCUUGAAGCAAAAUUUACUAACUAGGGAGUUGAUAAUCCUGGCAAGAGGCAGCUUCUUUGUGUUGUAUGACUUUUCAUUAUAAUCAUCAUCAUACGACCAGAUGCAUAUUGUUUACUGCAAGGCAUUGGUUUCUAGCGCUUUUAUCAUUUGCCAGUGUAUGACCAGAUGUACCAUAGGUGAUUUCAGUAUCAUAUGAUUGGAUAGAUGUAACUGGGGUUAGACUGUUCAUGGGCUAAUUAUAGAUCAGGCUUGUACCCUAAACAUCGCAUCAAUUGUGCUGGUCCCAUACUGGGUUUAAUUGAAAACUUCGUGAUAUGUUGGAUAUAUCUGUAAAUUCAUAAAGAUUGCAGUAUUAUGUGAUUGGAUAGAUGGCGAAUGUCUGAUAGCAGCAAAAAGUUCGAUCUCACCAAAAUCAAUACCCCAAUUGCAAAAGAAGUAAGGCUCAAAUGGGUGAAGAACAAGAGCCCAGACCACAUCAUCGAUACUGAGACCGAUCUUAACGCAGCUUGCCUUCUCAAGGAUGCUUUCAAGCCCUCGCCUACCGACUUCCUCACCGCAAAGUCUUCUGCGAAUUGGCAAAACGCUUCUAGGCUUCACAGUAGCUGUUCUUGGCUUUCUCCGCAGGUCAGUACCCACUCAUCCCAUGCAAAGGUGGGUGUUGGUCUCGGGUUGAGCAGAGGAGGAGUAUGGAUCCAUCCCUCAACAAACGAACACUUAUUCACAAAUUGCACUAGAAAUUUUAUUGGCACUCUAGAUUACAUAUUUUACGCAGUGGAGCCCUUAUUGGAAGUCUUGGAUGAGGAUAGCUUGAGGAAAGACACAGCUCUUCCUUCUCCAGAAUGGUCCUCAGAUCAUAUAGCUCUAUUAGCUGAGUUUUGCCGCAUACCUAGGCAGAAUGUCAUGGCUAUUUUCAAGCUGACCAACUAUUACUUGUGGUUGUCAAAUGCCUGGAGGUCUGUAGGUGCCCUAGAAAGUGGGGAAGGAGAAGCUGAUGAUACAGAUAUAUUAUUGCAAGAAGGGUAGGUGAUCCACCCUGUGUUCGUAAUCAAAGGAUUGAUGAUAGGAUCCUUGCAAUGAUUUGCUUUAUAUUAUGGCGCCUUUGUUUCAUAGGAAAAUCAUGGUCAUGCCCUUUUUCAAUUCCUUUCCCCCUUGUCGAUAGAAAUGUCCAGUGGCCCAGUAUAAUUAGUGAUUGUCUUGUACUUCAGUUCUCUAUGCAAAGUAUAUGGAUAGCAGCAUUGCGAUUGUUUGCAUGCCCCCUUCUUCCAUCUUUGGCCUUAUGUUCCUCCCUCCUUUUUCUUCAUUGAGGAAUAAAAAUCUAAGUUCUUA